Molecule: messenger RNA, 330 nt
Organism: Necator americanus (New World hookworm)
Lineage: Eukaryota; Metazoa; Nematoda; Chromadorea; Rhabditida; Ancylostomatidae
Exons: 4
Coding region: 1-330 (109 amino acids)
Source: RefSeq, a predicted model, not a curated record
AUGGCUUUAUCAUCGAAUCAGCUCUCAUUUUACAGCCAUGGCAGGAACCCCUCUGUUCCCUGUGCCUCUCUGCGUCCUUUACUUCACUCCGCAUUUCCGUUGGAAUUUCUUGGCACAGAUUGCUUCUGCCUAGACAGGCAAGGUUGGGUCGUAUUGUGUAUCCAUACUCUGCGUCUCUACCUCAUCCUUGUAGUAUAUUUAGAGCUGCACAAACCGACGAUCAACGUAGGAACAGGGGGAGUUAUUAGCGAUGAAAAUAUCUUUAUGAGUAUCUUCCCUACUUCUAUUUUCUCCAAACGAAAGCAGUGCAUCGGGAUGCGCGAGACAUGA